GGACAGCUGGGGUGGGGUUUGGGCGGGGUUUUGGAGUCUGCAGCGGGAAACCAGCCCCGGUGGCUGUUGGAGGAGCUGCAUCAGGAGCCGCAGCAGCAGGGUGCAGCGGCGGAGGCGUUUGGUGCCGCUGCUGAUGAGGCGUCUGAAGGAAACGGAGGAGGGGCGCGUGUGGCGGCGUGCUCGAGCCGGCAUGGAGUGGUGGCUGGUGGGGAUGGCUCGUGCGCUGGAACCGAUAGCAGUAGCGGGAGCUGUAGCGGGAGCAGUAGCAGCAAGGACGGUUGCAGCAGCAGCAAUAGCAGUAGCUUGGUUGGGGCAGCAGCAGGGACCUUGGGUUCAAUCAUAGGGCCAUGUCAGACAGUGUCAGAGCGGACUGGGGUGGAGCUGGAGCGGCUGGAGACAUGCCAGGAGCAGCAGCAGCAGCAGCAGCAGGAGCAGCCUGCGGGGUUACUCAAACCCUGGCACGGUCUGGCUGCUGGGGGCGUGGCGGGCUUUGCGCAGGUGUUCCUGUGGUCCCCGGUGGAGCUGCUGAAGCUGAGGUCGCAGCUGCAGACAGCGACCCGCGGGUCACCCGGCUACCGCAACCCCGCCGCACUAGCUGCCCAGGUGGUCAGGACGGAGGGGGUCGUAGGCCUGUACCGCGGCUUCACGCUUACUCUGGUCCGCGACGUGCCCUCCUUCGCCAUGUACUUUUGGUUGUACCAUGACAUCGCAACCGCCCUCUCGCCCGGCAUGCACCCGGAGGAGGCGCCGCCGGCAACACAGGUUAUUGCGGGCGGUAUGGCGGGAGUUCUAGCUUGGAUGCCCAUCUACCCGCUGGAUGUGUUGAAAACGAGGGUGCAAGCGGUGCCCGGAAGCAGUGCGGGCGGCGGCGGCGGGGGCAAGACGAUGCUGCAGUAUGCGCGGGAGAUGUACUCGGAGGCCGGUGUGCGCUCCUUCUACCGCGGAGUGAGUCCCACCCUGGUGCGCGCAUUCCUGAUGGACGCCGCCGCAUUCCUCGGCUACUCCACCACCCUCAAGCUUCUGGGCGGG
Molecule: messenger RNA, 1029 nt
Organism: Astrephomene gubernaculifera
Lineage: Eukaryota; Viridiplantae; Chlorophyta; Chlorophyceae; Chlamydomonadales; Astrephomenaceae
Source: the annotation of a GenBank genome assembly